Molecule: messenger RNA, 1007 nt
Organism: Lactuca virosa
Lineage: Eukaryota; Viridiplantae; Streptophyta; Magnoliopsida; Asterales; Asteraceae
Source: the annotation of a GenBank genome assembly
CAAAACUUAACCAACCCCCCAUUCGAGACAUUUUCAACAUCUUCUCAUCUAUAUAUCAUAUUAAGAUUCCAUUUAAUUGUAGAAUUUGGUGGAUUGUCACGGAGCUUUUACAAAGGCCACACAGGAGCAAAGACGUUGAUCUGUUCAUCUGACGAUAUCAGACAACAUGGAUCUGAAGCCUCUUCCUUUUGCACUGGAUGCCCUUGAGCCACAUAUGAGCAAAGAGACUUUAGAGUAUCAUUGGGGAAAGCACCACAGAUCUUAUGUGAACAACCUAAACAAGCAAAUAGAAGGAACUGAACUAAAUAAAAUGACAUUAGAAAGCAUAAUUUUGACUUCAUACAACAAAGGUGAUAUUCUUCCAACCUUCAACAAUGCAGCACAGAUAUGGAACCAUGAAUUUUUCUGGGAGUCUAUGAAGCCUAAUGGAGGUGGAAAGCCUUCAGGAGAACUUUUGGAAUUGAUAAACACAGAUUUUGGUUCGUUUGAGAGCCUAAUCAGUGAGUUGAAAUCAGCUGCCACUACUCAGUUCGGUUCUGGUUGGGCUUGGCUUGUAUACAAAGAGGAGGAGAAGAAGCUUGUUGUCGUGAAUAGCCCAAAUGCAAUUAAUCCUCUUGUUUUGGACUACCAUCCUCUCCUCACCAUUGAUGUUUGGGAGCAUGCAUACUACCUCGAUUUUCAGAACCGUAGGCCUGAUUAUGUAUCGGUGUUCCUGGAUAAGCUUGUGUCUUGGGAAGCAGUUAGUUUGAGGCUUGAAGCAGCCAAGAUUUUAGUGGCAGUGAAGGAAAAAGCAGAUGGAAGCAAUUAAUGUGGACGUUAUAGAGCCAAUGGAGUUUGAGCAAUAAAUGAUUGUAACCAUAUUUGACGUUAUAGAGCCAAUGGAGUUUGAGCAAUAAAUGAUUGUAACCAUAUUUGUAGGGCUGUAAACGAACCGAACGAACACGAACGGGGUUUGUUCAUUUUCGUUCAUUUAAGUUAUCCGAACAAAUAAAUGAACACGAACGGAU